Molecule: messenger RNA, 1617 nt
Organism: Salpingoeca rosetta
Lineage: Eukaryota; Choanoflagellata; Craspedida; Salpingoecidae
Exons: 5
Coding region: 1-1458 (485 amino acids)
Cellular component (GO): extracellular matrix; membrane
Molecular function (GO): hydrolase activity, acting on glycosyl bonds
Source: RefSeq, a predicted model, not a curated record
AUGAGGAUGGUCGUGAUGAUGGUUGUGGCGGCGGUGACGCUGGCCUCGGGUGCCUCUGCCACUGCGCACAAUGUUGACGUGGAGGUGAAUGUGACAGCAGGGGCGGCCGUGCUGCCACCUUUGUUCUUGUCGGUGACCAUUGAUGGUGGGUUUGCAACCCUCAACUACUCCGAUCCGCAGCUGCAGAAGUUGACAAAGGCGCUCAGCCCAGGGUACAUUCGCUUCGGCGGCAACUCCCACCAGCGCAUGAACUACAGCUUCCCACAGCAGGGAAGCGGCGACUUCGCUACUGGGGCCGAUGCCACCACAACGCUCACGCCCGAGGCGUGGAACGCCAUUUACGCCUUUGCUGGCGCCACCAACAUGGAGGUUGUGUUUGGCCUGAACGGCCUCACCCUGUUCAAGAACAUGUCUUGGAACGAGGAGCCGGCGUUCCCUUUCCUCAACUACGUUGCAGACCACAAGCAGUUUGUUGGCUGGGAGCUUGGCAACGAACCAGAUUUGUACUCCAAGCGAAACAUCACGGUGACGCCUGGGCAGCGCGGGAAUGACUUUUAUCGUCUCCGCGGCAUCCUCAACAACCUCUUCCCCAUCACGUGGCUCAUGGGCCCAGACAUUGCUGAUUCCGGUCCCAAGGGCCAGGCGUACAUGGCCACGUUCCUGAAGCACGUGCCCGUGGGCAUGCUCGACGGUGCCACGUGGCACCAGUACUACGGAAGCGGCGCAUCAGCCAAGCUGUGGAUGGCCAGCGACCCGCUUGUUCUCGAUAAGUUUGUUGACGAGGCGACCGCGUACAGCCACGUGCUGCGAACCAGCCAGCACCGUGACAUCUGGAUGUGGCUUGGCGAAACAUCCAACUUUUACGACGGCGGCUCCAAAUCCGUGAGCCCAACAUACGCAGCAGGGUUCAUGUGGCUGGACAAGCUCGGGGUUGCUGCCCGUCUCAACACCAGCAUCGUUUGCCGCCAGACGCUGGUGGGCGGUGUGUACUCGCUCAUCGAACACGACACCCUCACCCCGCACAUCGACUACUGGCUCUCUGUUCUGCACAAGCGCCUGUUUGGACCAACCGUGCUCGCGGUGGAUGGUGGACUUGCGCGCGCGAGAACCGUUCGCGUGUAUGCACACUGCACACCGGCUGCACACACGUUCGCUGGCAAGGGCGCCGUGUCCCUGAUGGUCCUCAACACAGACAACACCACCGCGGCCGCGCUGCGCUUCGACAACAAGAAGUUGGCAUCAAGUCGCAUCGGUGUAUACGACAUUCAGCCAAGCAACGCACGUGCCAGUGACACGACGGCAACUCUCAACGGCAACCCUCUGCAGUUGACGGCGGCUGGCGACCUCCCUGAGUUGCAGCCGAAGAGGGUCGCGCCUGGCACGCCCAUCACCGUACAGCCAACCAGAUACAUGAUGCUCGUCUUUGUCGAUGCACACGUCCCAGCGUGUCUCUCAUAGCUCACACACACUCGCACACAGCUGUGGAUGCUGUUUCCUUCUGUCUUCCUGCCCACGUUCAUUCACUCGUGUCGUUCCCCACCAUCGCUCCUUGCAAACAACGCCCCACCCCCUCCUCAUUCCCUUCCCACACACGCAAUGAAUAAACGAAACAAGUGC